Messenger RNA from Nymphaea colorata (pocket water lily), 748 nucleotides. RefSeq lists its product as uncharacterized. The coding region runs from base 276 to 554 and encodes 92 amino acids. The record is from RefSeq and is a predicted model, not a curated record. The transcript has 4 exons. NCBI's taxonomy places the organism in Eukaryota, Viridiplantae, Streptophyta, Magnoliopsida, Nymphaeales, Nymphaeaceae. Gene Ontology annotation, biological process: translation. Gene Ontology annotation, cellular component: mitochondrial large ribosomal subunit. Gene Ontology annotation, molecular function: structural constituent of ribosome.
AGUGAGCUUAGGAGUUUUCUCCCGAAUUACGGAAAAAUUUUCGAGCACAUCAAACACGAACAACCUUGUCCUCAAUCCAGAGUGGGUUCUGAAAAAGUUUCGUGGAAAAAAGGCCCGACCCAGAGAGAGGGGCCCGACAUUUUCCGACGGACAUUUCUUCCGCCCGUCUCAAACGUCCUCUUCGUGCGUUCGCUGAUCGAGGAUCGUCUUCAGCUGCGCUCGUCUUCUUCAGUAUCGUGUGGAAGUAUCCGUGCAUAGCUCAGUCAAGGAAAGCAAUGGCUUUGGGGAUCCUUAUGGGUAUCUGUCGAGCAAUGAGAAGAAAGCGUAGCUCUACACUUAAUAUCUUAUCUUCUAAAAGAGGACCUCGUGAUUAUUAUAAGGGGAAAAAUUGCAAAUCCACUGGUUUCCACACACGGAAAGGUGGAUAUGUUGUGAUGGAUGAAAAGUUGCCCCAUUAUGUUGUUCCUGACUUGACCAAUUUCAAGCUUAAACCUUAUGUGGCUCAGUGCUCCAGAGAUGCAACUAGCUCCGAGACGACUGCUGCAACCAAAUAGGUUCACGAAUAGCAUGUUUUUGAGCAAUGGCGAGGUGGACAUUAACAAGCUGGGAGAUUGUAGCUGGCUGAUUAAUAAUUCUGCUACUUUUUACCAUGUAAUUUCUGCAUCUUUUUCUGUAGGACUUGGUCAAAGGUUAUGUUUUUGAUGGGUUCAUGUACUAUACCAAGCAAGAAAUUGUUCUGUUCUCUUUA